AUGUCAAAUUAUCGUACGGAAAUGAAUAUUCCGGUGACUCGUGAUGCUCGCACGUUUGAACAACGACGACGAGACAUGCUAUCCAAUUUGGAACGACGCACAACUACCAGUACGUCGACUAUGUCACAGAAACAAGUGAUAUCCGGCACGGACCCCAUGAUCAGCCGAGCUGGAUCGGAUACCACUGCCUCCUCGUUGACCGCUGACACCGGACUGAGCGGUUCACAUCAUUCGCUGAUUCGUGGCCGGGAUGACUGGGAUCAGGAAGUAGAUCGCUGGAUCGCGGAAACUCGCAGUCGAUGGAACGAAGAUAUGCGACGAAUGAGGCAAGAUAUGUUUGCUUUGGAACCUGUGGAUGAUUUCGGCCUGGAUCGAUGGGGUCACAUGGACAGCAUUUAUCCGUUCGAUCGACCUGGUGAGCCCUCUUCCAUGAUGGCCCAGAUGGAACGUGAAAUGCAAUCGCUCAGACAGAAAAUGGACUCCAUGGGACCUCUUAGCGGUACUACACGAAUUAUGGGCCCCGGAAGUUCAACCAUACAGUCGUCCAGUUCUCGAAUCACCACAAGCUCAUCAACCAGCAGCUCAGUGCAACACUCACGCACGGUCAACGGUGUGACCACAGGAACCUCAAGUCAUUCGGCCAUGUCUAGUACAUCUCAUGGACCAGGGCAACCACAGCUGUCGCUCUCGGGUGCACCUGGCUCACUUAUUCCUCAGUCACCGGUCUCCGGUGGAAUGAACUUUUUGAAAGAUGCUUAUGAGCUGGACGAAGAUGGCCAGGUUCAUUUCAAAGUGCGAUUUGAUGCGAAAGACUUUGCACCCGAGGACAUUGAUGUCACGACCGUGGAAAAUCGACUAACGGUGCAUGCGAAGAAAAAUAUCCAAUCAGGAUCAUCUUCCACAUCCAAGGAGUUCUGCCGUACAAUCGAUUUGCCUCGAUCCAUCGAUCACGAGAAAUUCAGAUGCAACCUGACUGAGGAUGGUGUUCUCAUUUUGGAUGCUCCAGUGAAAGAUCAAAGCUACAAACACAUCACAUUCCGCGAUGAUCAUCAGUUGGGAAUCAAACCUCGUAGUGAACCUCUGGAAUCCAGUCGAACAAACAAACUUAUGACGCUUGGUGUUUCCGGUCCAACGGUACUAAAAGAUGCUGGCGAUGGCCGUAAACUUCAUCUAGAAGUCCCAGUGGAUCCGGCAUUCAAAGCAGAGGAUUUGUGCGUUCGGAUGGAUGAGAAUCGCAUUAUCGUGUCCGGAAAACAAGAAACCGGGAAAGACCAACGGGAAGGUUCCAGUUCAGUACGCGAAUUUACGAAAUCUUACGAAAUUCCGGAGACAGUUGAUCCAUUCUCUGUGACAGCGUUGCUCAGCGGUACCACGCUAAUCAUUGAGGCUCCGUUAUUGCACACCGUCUAG
Echinostoma caproni is the source of this 1410-nucleotide messenger RNA. The record is from the annotation of a GenBank genome assembly. Lineage: Eukaryota; Metazoa; Platyhelminthes; Trematoda; Plagiorchiida; Echinostomatidae.